This is a messenger RNA of Gambusia affinis (western mosquitofish), 2560 nucleotides long. RefSeq names its product chemokine-like protein TAFA-5. The record is from RefSeq and is a predicted model, not a curated record. Lineage: Eukaryota; Metazoa; Chordata; Actinopteri; Cyprinodontiformes; Poeciliidae. Gene Ontology annotation, biological process: G protein-coupled receptor signaling pathway. The coding region runs from base 484 to 912 and encodes 142 amino acids. The transcript is spliced from 4 exons. Gene Ontology annotation, molecular function: receptor ligand activity; G protein-coupled receptor binding.
GACGUCAGUCCAGUACGUGAUCGGCACAGGCAGUUAUAAAGCGGCUUGCAUCGGACUCGAGGAGAAAGAAUCCUGAGAAAAGCAGCAGCGACAGCAGUUCUCUGAACUUCCUGAAGGGAAACAGGCGCAACAUGCCCUCUAUAGCAGCAGCUUCCACCGGAGUUGACCCCACUGAUCUCCCGGUGGAUUUACGCCAGUCCGGAAGCCCGACACAUCAGAAGCGGACUGGGGUGUAUUAGAGAGUUGGCAAACUUAUUAUCUGGGGUAAAUGUGUAAUUCAGAAGAACGCGUUCCUGUGGAACGGACCACAAGCAGCAGCAGCACACCAGGCUCUGCUGACCACCAGAAGUAGUGCUGGGAAAGUGCGAUCUUUUUUAAUUUUAAAGGAUAUAUCACUCGUAAAUAGUUCAUGGGGUAAUUCAGGCUGCAGCUCCCGACGAUGAGUUGGUUUGGUUCUCAUCUGACUCCUAUUGGACUGAUUAUAUGGACAGCAGCGCGGAUCGAAUCAUUUUGAUUCUAACGUUUCUCCCCCUGAUCUCCCUCAUGCUGCUCCUCCGGCUGAAUUGGAUUCUGACCGCCGCCGCGGGCUGUUUCCUGCUUCUCCAUAGCCACCUGCUGAGUGCUGAUCAGUUGGUGGCAGGAACCUGUGAGAUCGUAACUUUGGACCGAGACAGCAGCCAACCCAGGACAACUAUCGCCCGUCAGACAGUCCGCUGUGCAUGCAGAAAAGGACAGAUUGCUGGGACAAUACGAACCAAACCGGCCUGUGUUGAUGUUCAAAUCGUCAGGAGUGAACAGUGGUGCGAAAUGAUUCCAUGUUUGGAUGAUGAGGGUUGUAAAAUCCUGGUCAAUAAAUCAGGCUGGACCUGCACACAAACGGGAGGUCGAGUAAAAACUACCACGGUCCCCUAACAGCGGCAAAGAGGACAACAGAGUCAUUCUUGCUAUUGAUUAGCUGCCCUCUCCAUGAAAAGAAGCGGACUUUUAAAGAAAAGAGCAUGUUGAGAAACCAAAAGGAAUCUAUUGCCCACACAAUCUGGUUAGAACAUUUCCCGAAUGCGAUUGGGUGAAUGUGACUCUAGUGUAAAGCGCUUUGAGUGGCCAAAUGAUUGGAAAAGUGCUAUACAAGUUCAGUCCAUUUACCAUUCCCUGUGUUAUGUGCUUUUCAGUCUUGCACUCCCAGAGCAAGCAUAGAAGAAUGUCACAGAGGUGGCCAAAGAUGACAUGAAAGGGAUCCACCAUAAUUUUAUGUAAUCCAAAACCAGCAUGCAUAGCCACAGUGGAGCUUUCACGUUUACGUAUACUCAUCACUUGUAUAAAUCUCUUGAUAUAUUUGGGCUUUUAAUCAUGCUCCUGAAAGAUUCUUUGUGUACGUGUCCCAAUGAGUCUUGUUUGUCAGAUUAAAAGUACCUUUUUGUUGGAAUCUGGGGUUGUUUCAGUUUGGUUUUGAAUUUUUGGUGUUCCUUAGGUUUUUCUAUUUAGUGUUUUCCACUUCUGUUCUUCCUCAGUGAUUAUAGGAAUGCUUUGCUUAUUUAUGUUUCUUUAGUCUAAGUUAGUCUUUAAUGUUAGAAUUAUUUCCUGUUCCCUGCCUCUCUCUCCUGUGUCGCGUUCUCCUCCUCUCCUCCUCUCCUCCUCUUCUCCUCAGUCUGCCUUCUCUCACACCUGCAAUCAAUUUAUUCAUCAGCCCUGGUUUUUGUUCAGAAUUCUCCUUCCUAGUAUUUAAGCCACUCCCUUUCAGACAGUAGUUGCCUUAAUUAAAUAAAUGGAAGGCAUUUAUAUAGGAUACAAAUUGCAGUUGAUGUAGUAAGGAUUAGAGGAAUAAAUAGUAGGGAGGAGAUAAUAGAAUAAGAACCGGUCACAGUUUUUUAAAUUGAACUCUUUUCAAGAUGGGGAAACAUCUUACUGGUUUAUGUAGUUGGUGUGAUGCUGUAGAAACGAUGGAACAAGUUUUUAUUUGUUGUAGAAAAUAUGCAGAUCAAAGAAGAUUAUUAAAAACUGAAUUAGGUUUCAAGAGGGAAUUGAAAUUUGAGAAUGUGGUUGAUCAGUUAAAUAGUAUUGAGGGGAAAAAUAUGUUUUGUUCUUAAAAAAUACUGGGAUGGAUGCAGUGGAUGCAAGCUGGCGUUAAAAUCUAAAGCAGAAGAAGAAGAACAGUAGUUGCCAGUUCAUCUUGUUACUCUCCUCGGCUUCCCUGUGUGCUCCUCGUGUCUCCAGUUUUUCCUUGUUUUGGAUUUUCCUGUUGGACUUUCUAUUUUUGUAAGUUGGGUUAUUUUUUGUUUUUUCAUUAAAUUUCCACAACUGAUCUAUGUCUCUUGCCUGCUGCAUUUGGGUCUGGAUUUAAACACUCAUCCUGACACUUCUGAAAAUAUCAAUAUUUAAAAUGGGUAUUAAACGUAUUUCUCCUUAUGCCCACUUUUCAGUUUUUAAAAAUAACUUUUUAUUAGUCUAAUGUAAUCUUAUUUUAAAUAUCAUGUUUGCAGUAGCUGUAAGUGGAAAAUCGCAAUUGAUAGAAAUAAAGGGUUUCAAACGUCCAUCUGUGUGUACUUAAUCUAUGUAACAUUUU